Drosophila teissieri is the source of this 1772-nucleotide messenger RNA. RefSeq names its product probable tRNA (guanine(26)-N(2))-dimethyltransferase (gene Trm1). Gene Ontology annotation, molecular function: RNA binding. The transcript has 4 exons. Gene Ontology annotation, biological process: tRNA N2-guanine methylation. NCBI's taxonomy places the organism in Eukaryota, Metazoa, Arthropoda, Insecta, Diptera, Drosophilidae. The record is from RefSeq and is a predicted model, not a curated record. Gene Ontology annotation, cellular component: nucleus. Bases 33 to 1772 code for a protein of 579 amino acids.
ACUGCCCCACGUGUAUUUUUAUACUCAUCCAAAUGGAAGUGGACGAGGAAAAACCGCAGAUAAUUGCGGAAAACCCCAAUGAAAGCGUGAUACGCGAACGCAAUGCAGAGAUCGUUUCCGGCGGCAAUGUAUUCUACAAUCCCGUCCAGGAAUUCAAUCGAGAUCUGAGCAUCGCAGUUCUGAAUGUUUAUCGCCAGAGAUUGACCAAGGAGCGGAGCGAAAAGGCGCUCAAAAAGCAGCGGAAAAAGGUCAAGGAGCAGGAGGAUGAGAAGCCUACACCCGUCGCCGAGGAUCCCCCUGUCUAUGAGGCCGGUACCCGCUAUGAGGAUGGACUUCGGAUCCUGGAGGCACUGGCAGCCACCGGCUUGCGUAGCAUACGUUACGCACAGGAAAUCGCCGGAGUCCGCCAGAUCGUGGCCAACGAUCUUUCCCGCCAGGCAGUGGCCUCCAUCAACACAAAUAUCCGCCACAACAAGGUGGAGGAGUUGAUCGAGCCCAGUUACUCGGAUGCCAUGACCCUCAUGUAUCUUUCGACUCACCCCGAGAAGCGCUUUGAUGCUGUGGACUUGGAUCCGUACGGGUGUCCUAAUCGCUUUUUGGAUGGUGCCAUGCAGUGCCUAGUGGACGGCGGCCUACUUCUGGUGACAGCCACCGACAUGGCCGUGCUGGCAGGAAAUGCUCCAGAAGCUUGCUAUGUGAAAUACGGAUCAGUUCCGCUGCGGAUGAAGUGCUGCCACGAGAUGGCAUUGCGCAUUCUGCUGCACUGCAUCGAGAGCCACGCGAACAGGUACGGCAAGUACAUUGAACCACUACUGAGCAUAUCAGCGGACUUCUACAUCCGGAUAUUUGUGCGAGUGUACGUCGGCCAGGCCCAAUGCAAGUUGUCGAUGAGCAAGCAGUCUUGGAUAUACCAAUGUACCGGAUGUGAGACAUUCACGCUGCAGCCCUUGGGUAUAACAAAGCCCAAUCCCACGGCGAGUAAUCCCCAGCAGCUGAAGUACGGAAUUCCCACUGGCCCGGCGGUAAACUCGCAGUGCGAGCAUUGCGGUCACAGGCAUCAUCUGGGUGGACCCAUCUGGUCGGCUCCGAUUCAUAACCCUGAGUUCGUCCAGAAUCUGUUGAAGGCCGUGCAGGAGUCAACCUUGCAAUCGCUGGGAACGCAGAGGAGAAUCGUAGGAGUUCUUUCCAUGGUUCAAGAAGAGCUGCAGGAUGUUCCUCUUUACUACACGCCGGACAAGCUGUGCUGUGUACUCAAGCUGGAAAUCGUGCCCAUGCUGAAGUUCCGGUCUGCCAUUCUCCACGCUGGCUAUCGAGUCUCAUACUCGCAUGCCUCGAAGAACUCAUUGAAAACCGAUGCACCACCAGCAGUGCUAUGGGACAUUCUGCGCAGCUGGAGCAAGCGACACCCGGUAAAUCCCGAAAGGAUGAUCCCUGGUACUUCACUGGCGGCCAUACUGUCGAAAGAAUGCACUGCUACGUACGAGUUCGAUGAACUGCAUCCGGAGGCGAACCCGAAGAGCCGCAAAUCGGCAUUAUCGCGAUUCCAAGAGAAUCCCACCCCACAUUGGGGACCGGGAACCAGAGCCACUAUCAUGAUUGGCGACAAUAAACUGCCCAAGAGCUACCGUAACCAGAACAAGAAACAGCGUCACAAAGCGUCGCAGCUCCAGCCGGAGGAUGCCGAUAAGGCUACUCCACAAACAGUGGACGAUGAGGAUGAUGUAGAUGUGGAGCACCUGCCCAAGCAGCCUAAGCUAGAGGCGACUGCGUGA